This is a messenger RNA of Tetrahymena thermophila SB210, 870 nucleotides long. Its product is annotated as transmembrane protein, putative. The transcript has a single exon. Lineage: Eukaryota; Ciliophora; Oligohymenophorea; Hymenostomatida; Tetrahymenidae. The record is from RefSeq and is a predicted model, not a curated record.
AUGGUGGAUUUUUCACAAUUAGCACAGAAUAGCUAGACAUAAAAUAUUCAUAAUUUAUUUUUGGCCAAGCUUUAAUGGGCGGUGCUAUUCAUUUAACUAUACAAAAUUAUGGAAAGCUAGAUAUAUUUAAAAGUACCUUUUAAAACAAUAUUGCUUUCAGCUAAGAUGAUUUAGAAACACAAGGAGGAGCAAUUUACAUUGAUGCAACUUAUUCAAGAACAUUUGAUAUCUUCGUAAUCAGAUCAGAGUUUUCUAAUAAUUUUGCAUUUAAUACUGGUGGAGCACUAAAUAUUAAGUCAUUAUGCUAAAAAGGUGCUGUAAUAAUUUAGAAGAGUUUUUUCUUAGAUAAUUUUUCUAGUUAAGGCAGUAGUAUCAAUAUUUAAAAUUAUUUUGAUUCAUAAGCAAAAAUUGUUCUUUCAUCUGUUAAAAUUAACAAUUAGAUUUAAAAUACUUCUAAUUUACUAGAAUAACUUAGUAAUGUUCUCAAUUAAUACAAAACUUAAAUAAUUUAAUCCUCUGAACCUUCAUAAGUUUAUAUUGGAUAGGCCAGCAAUAUAUAAAUUUUAUUCUCAAGAUUUUAAAUAGUUCCAAGCUAAAACAUUAACGAUUAACAAUCUUAAUUCAAAGAGCUUCUAUAUUAAAAGCUUUUAAUAAUAAAUGAUGCUCAAAAUUAUUUUGAUCUAAACAAUAUUUAUGAAAAGAGUGUGUUCUUUGAAAAUUUAAUCAUGGUAAAAAAUACUUAAAAUAUUUACAUGUAUGAUACUUAGAUAUCAAAUAAUUAUAAUAUCAAUAAAUCUUUUUAGAAAUAAGGAUAGAAUAUAUAAAACAUCGCUUUUUUAAGUAGCCAGACUUGCUUAAUUUCAAAUUUGA